UAUAUAAAGAAAGCUUAGUGGGAUGUUGAGAUUUUGUAAGAGAGAGAGAAAAACAAAGUUCUUUAGGAUUAGGGGGCAAGACGAUGUCUUCGACGGCCAAGGAAGAAGAGGCACCAUCGAUCUUGUUUUCGUCACUGCCAAACGAUAUCGUUUUAAACAUCUUAGCCCGCGUGCCGAGACGGUAUAACUCAAUUCUCUCUUGCGUGUCAAAACAGUUAAGAUUUCUCAUACGUUCCUCUGAGCUUCGUAUAACGCGAUCUCUUUUGGGAAAAGAUCGUUUCUACGUCUGUUUUCUAGAAAUUUCUAGUAUUACUACUUCUGAUCAUUGGUCUACUUUCACUGAGGAUCGUCCUUGUUUGGUUUCGAUUCCGUUCCCUUCUCCACCCGAGCCUUUCUCUGCAAUUCUCACGCUAGGUCCCGAAAUCUACUUUUAUGCGGGCUCCUCGAGAAGCAUGUGGAUCCUCGACUCUCGGUCAGGAAAGUUGCGUCAAGGUCCAAGGCCGCUUGUGAGCAGCAAUGAGGCUGCUUUGGGAGUAGUUAACGACAAAAUUUACAGUUUUGGAGGAUUGUGCGAAAAAGGAGAAUGCAGAGAUAUCCAAGCGCAAGUGUAUCUAAAGACGCAAACUUGGCAAGUCGCGCCAAAUCCCACUGCGAAAUUGCAAUGCCUAAGUAAAUAUGUGGUAGCCCAGUCACUAGGCAGAAAGAUAUAUGGGAGGGAUAAUCAAAAUGUGAUAAUCUAUGACACUAGAGAUGGUGAAUGUGAAAAGAUAAUACCAGCUAAUGAGAAUUACAAGUGUGGAGUAAUGUGUGUGGUAGACAACGUGAUCUACAUGCAUUACUAUUGUCUUGGGUUGAUGUGGUUUGAAUCCAAGGAGAAACUAUGGAGAAUGGUUCAUGGUUUGGAGUUGAAUGGUCAUUUUAGUAGUACCGCAAUGGCCGAACACAAUGGAAAGAUGGCGUUUUUGUGGCAUGAUAGGAACAAACGUGAGCUUUGGUGUGCAAUGAUCGCCUUGUAUGGGAGUAGUCAAGUAGCCAUUCAUGGCCGGGUCGAGUGGUCUCAUCGUCUACUUUCUCACGUCCCUUCUAACUACUUCAUCAAAUAUUUUAUGGUUUGUACGGAUUAUUAAUAGUAAUCUAGCUCUCUCUCU
Capsella rubella is the source of this 1148-nucleotide messenger RNA. Its product is annotated as putative F-box/kelch-repeat protein At4g02310. Gene Ontology annotation, molecular function: protein binding. NCBI's taxonomy places the organism in Eukaryota, Viridiplantae, Streptophyta, Magnoliopsida, Brassicales, Brassicaceae. The record is from RefSeq and is a predicted model, not a curated record.